AGCAGCUGUCAGGCCACCGAGGUCCAAGCUGCACUUGCUGCCCCACUGAGGACGAGGUGGCAGCGCGAGCCGUGACCCGGUCGCCGAGGAGCCAGGCUAGAGGCACGCAGAGCUGACCUGCCUGGCGUCUGUAACCCUGUCCUCUCUCCUCCCCAUUGUGUUGGAAUCCUAAUAAAAUAUAAAGCAACAGAAAGGACAAAGGAGAAGGUUGAAAUUGUGAAAAGAAACCUAACUAGGUUUUUUUUGUUUGCAGACUUCUCCCUGUUUGGUGCUGCAACAUGAGUGGGAAAUCCCUUCUCUUAAAGGUCAUCCUCUUGGGUGAUGGAGGAGUUGGGAAAAGCUCACUUAUGAACCGUUAUGUAACCAACAAGUUCGACUCCCAGGCUUUUCACACGAUAGGGGUAGAGUUCUUAAAUCGAGAUCUGGAGGUAGAUGGACGCUUUGUGACCCUCCAGAUCUGGGACACUGCGGGGCAGGAACGUUUCAAGAGCCUUAGAACACCAUUCUACAGGGGAGCCGACUGCUGCCUGCUAACCUUCAGUGUGGAUGACCGGCAGAGCUUUGAGAACCUUGGUAACUGGCAAAAAGAGUUCAUCUACUAUGCAGAUGUAAAGGACCCAGAUCAUUUCCCCUUUGUGGUUCUGGGUAACAAGGUAGACAAAGAGGAUAGGCAAGUAACGACUGAGGAGGCACAAGCCUGGUGCAUGGAGAAUGGAAAUUACCCUUAUCUAGAAACAAGUGCCAAAGAUGAUACUAAUGUGACAGUGGCCUUUGAAGAAGCUGUUAGGCAGGUGUUAGCUGUAGAGGAACAGCUGGAACAUUGUAUGUUAGGUCACACCAUUGAUUUGAACAGUGGCUCCAAAGCAAGUUCUUCUUGUUGUUAGAGGUAGGGACUCUUGACAAGUGUGCAAUAAGUUGGUCAGUCUGUUGUGUAAAAACGACUGUGCUCUUUGGUAGUAUGAACACACACACACAUACACACACACACACAUGCACACACACACACACACGUACAUGAAAGCAUGCUCACACAGGCAAUUGCAUACACACAGGUACACACAGACACAUACAUGAAAGUACGUGCACGCACGUGAUUGCAUACACACACACAUACACACACACACACACACACACACACACACACACAUGAAAGUAAAAGAUAAUGUUCUGUUUUUGAAACAGAACCUUUCAAAUUGAAGUUGUAAAGCGGUUUUUUAAAAAGCUUUAUUGAGCCAAGUGUAUUUUGCGUAAUUCCUGCUAUUUUCCCUUCUUGUGUGGCUCAGGACAUAUCAGAAAGUUUUAGUCCUGAGAGAUUUAAGUAUUUUUAAUCACAGUUUAAACCUAGAACCCAGCCGCAUGAAGGAGUGAAAGAGCUUAAAGUGUUCCAUUAACCAGCUAGCAAAGGCCACCAACUCUUGCCAAGUAGUUUAUGUCAUUUCUACCAAAGGGAAAAUUAGGAUUCUGAGCUGUGUUACAGAAAAUAAUGGAAGCAAGAAUUUCUAAACAUGUAUUAGAAAAAGGUGGUGGUGAUUAAGAAUAUAGAUGUAUAAAAACACACUGACAUGUUCAAAUCCUUACGUAUGGUUUACUCUCUUAUGAACUUAAGAAAAAUCAUUUCUAUAAGAAUUACUCUAAUGACACUGGAGGUUGGUUCUAAUCCAUGUGAGUCACAGGACACUAGUGAAUGGAUUACGCUUAAAUAUGCCAACCACAUUUGCAAAUACAUGGUUGGCCUGCUUUUCCUUCAUUAAGUCUACUGCUGCUGCAUAGAGAUGUUGCUUCCUUGACAACUUAUCAAUUUAGUGAUGCUGCUUAGUAUGUGGCUUCGGGUGCAGUGCUCUCUGCCUACAUUUUACACAGUCCUAUAAUUCACCAUGCUGGCUCAUGCAGAAGGCCUCAGAAAGGAUUGGAGAGUAAUGGGCUUUUCUCACAGGUUCCUUAACUCAGUUGUUUGUUAGAUCUCAGAUCUCAGAUCUCAGAAGGAUCUGAUUCUUAGAAUGUCCCACCAGAUGUUCAGCUGGCCAAACUAGGACAUUAAAACUGGCAAAAGAGCAGGUUUUUUUUUUUUUAAACUUUGUGUUAGGAUGAAUUUCUCGUAAUUAAAUUUGUUCAAAUGUGGAAUAGAUUGCCUUAAUUGUGAACUCCCUCCCAAUAAAAGUAGUCACUGGCUGACUAUUUGUUAAAAAGAAUUACUGAACUGGCUACAUGUUUGGUAUAAGGUUUCUUCAUGCUUUCGUUCUGAAUAUAAACUAUGUCAGUGCCAUGUCCUGGUUGGACUUACAUGAAAGUAAAGGUUAAGACCAUAGAGAGGGCCUUCAAAAAUCCUCAAGCCAUUCUGGGAUUAGCCUUUAACAGCAACUAUUAUUUAAAAAUAUAUCCCAAAGGUACAAUGUUCAUACCAAAAAUGGUUUGACAAUUUUUGAAUACCAUGACUGCCAAUUGUAUAUACUAUAUUCUGAGUGUGUCAUCUGUUUCUUUUUUUUUUUAAAUUGGUUGAUCUGCAUGGAUUUUAAUCUGUGCUUUAAAACAUGUAUGAACCAAUGUAAAGAGGGACAGUUAAUUAGUUAAGGCCCUCCAAAGAGAUUUAGGCCUGGGAUUGGGUGGGAGCAUUCACAGGAAUACAGCCUAGAAUUCUCCAUUGUAGCCACACAUGGAAUCAGCCUUACAUGUGGGACCUUACGUGCUUUAAGAACUCUGGUACUUUUGGCCACAUAGACAAAAGUAGGACAGUAUUUAUUUCAACUCAGACUUACUCAAUAUUUCUAAUUAUUGUAUAGUCCUGACCCUAUUGUCCAAUUAAUUUAGAUGCCAGAAGUCAAAGCCAGAACUGGGACCCCACAACUCUUAAAUAUUGGUUCCUAUCUUGCCUAUGCCUAUAGCCAGCCACACUGGUUUCAAUGUUCUACAGUCAUUUUGCUACAAUCAUGUUAGGGUGAAAAUCUGUACGUCAGAACUAAUAAAUGGUAAUUAUUUUUUAAGUGCAUGAGACCUGGGGCCUUCUCUUUCUACUUGCACUCUGCUUAUAAUAGUUUCUAUCUGUAGAUCUCAGGCCUUCAUAAAGAUCUCCAUCAGCUCACACAAAGUAUUUGUCUCUGUAGAGUGGCAUGUGGUCAUGUGAGUAAAAAUAAAAGUAUGUGAGGAUUCAGUUCAUAGACAUGCUGUCCAUUGAGACAAGUGUUCAUUUUAUUAGCAGGCAUAUCGAAGCCCCUUUCUUCUUAGCCAUACUUUUUUUUCUACCAAAUUACUUCACAAUAUCAAGCACUUAACAAUAUGUGACAAAACAGUGGCAUUUUAGUGAGUAACACUCAGUGGGUGUUGACAUAGUUUGGGUAAGAUUUAAAAACACCAAAAGCUGCUAUCCUUGGUACCAAGAACUGUGCAUAUGUGUUCAGAAAUAGACUGUAUAUCUAGAAUGUGCAAUGAAAUAUUUUCAAUAGGUGUUUUUAAUGAACACUAGAUGUUUGGGAUCAAUGUAUUUCUAAUUAGAAGUAUACUGGUUUUCAAUAGUCCAUUAAAAUAUCAUAUAAAAUAUUUAUUUAGUUUAUUGCCAUGUAUUGACUUUCAAGGGGCUUCAGAUUCCAUAUGUCUUCAGCGGAUUGAUGAAUUUCAGGUGUCUUUGUGCCUGCCUUGGCCAUCUCUACUUUAUUCUGAGGUAUUCCACCAUCCUCUUGUUGCAGGUGCUGCUAAAAAUCUCAAAAAAUGUGGAUAAGAUAUUUUGUUCCAGUUGUUUAAAAAUCAUCUGUGUCAAAGUAAAUAAAAAGUGCAUUUUGAAUAACCAGCA
Mus musculus (house mouse) is the source of this 3781-nucleotide messenger RNA. It is a transcript of the gene Rab9b, whose product is annotated as RAB9B, member RAS oncogene family. Gene Ontology annotation, molecular function: GTPase activity; G protein activity; GTP binding. Gene Ontology annotation, cellular component: phagocytic vesicle membrane; cytosol; phagocytic vesicle. Lineage: Eukaryota; Metazoa; Chordata; Mammalia; Rodentia; Muridae. Gene Ontology annotation, biological process: Rab protein signal transduction; receptor-mediated endocytosis. The transcript has 3 exons. The record is from RefSeq and is marked validated. Bases 279 to 884 code for a protein of 201 amino acids.